Messenger RNA from Sphaeroforma arctica JP610, 240 nucleotides. RefSeq lists its product as hypothetical. The annotation marks the transcript as partial. The record is from RefSeq and is a predicted model, not a curated record. Lineage: Eukaryota; Ichthyosporea; Ichthyophonida. The transcript is spliced from 2 exons.
AUGCGAUGGAGAGACGGCUGCACUCACACAGCCAUUGAUCGCCUGCCCUUUUGGGUGUACGCUCGCCAAGUUCUGCCCCAGCGAACCGCUUUCUUGGGCGGCUUGUACCACAGAACGGCGAGUAGUAAGACCAAUGUGGUCCGCUCCAUACAGUGUGAUGAGUGCAAGAUACACGAUCUACCUACCAUUGACCAGUGCCUUGGCUACUUCCAACACAGCGGCGCGGGGGAGCCUGAAGUA